AUGUGGAACAGAAGUCGCACCCAUGUGAAGGAGUUCUUUCUAGUUGGAUUUCCUGGCUCUCAAUAUUUGCAGCUAACAAUGUUUCUCUUCCUCCUCUUUGCAUAUGUGCUGACAGUCAUGAGCAAUGUCUCCAUUAUCAUUCUGGUGAGGACUCACCGUCAUCUCCACAGCCCUAUGUAUUAUUUUCUUUGCAAUUUUGCCUUCCUGGAGAUCUGCUUCACCACUGCCUGUGUCCCAAAGACGCUGGUUAAUCUGGGGUCACAGAGUCAAUCCAUUUCCUUCACAGGUUGCCUCCUUCAGAUGUACUUUGUCUUUUCUUUCGGUUGCACAGAAUAUUUCCUCCUCGCUGUCAUGGCAUACGACCACUACUUGGCCAUAUGCUACCCCCUAAGCUACAGCACCAUCAUGAACAGCACUCUGUCCAAGUGGCUGGCAGUGGUUUCUUGGAUAGGUGGUUUCCUGACCAUUUCAGUGCCCACAUCUUUGAUUUCCAGGUUGUCUUUCUGUGGCUCUAAUGUCAUCCACCACUUUUUCUGUGACAUCUCUCCCUGGAUUAUCCUUUCCUGUACAGAUACCUCCCUUGUGGAGAUGGUGUGCUUCAUCACGUUUACCAUUGUCAUCCUUGGCUCCUGUGUCAUUACCUUGGUCUCAUAUACUUAUAUCAUACAUACCAUACUGAAGAUCCCAUCUGCCCAAGGCCGCAGAAGAGCCUUCUCCACUUGUUCUUCCCACCUCAUGGUAAUAAUUAUUUGGUAUGGAUCCACUAUCUUUCUCCACGUCAAGCCUUCCGUCAAAGCUUCCUUGGAGCUGACCAAAAUAAUCACCAUUUUAAACACAGUUAUAACUCCACUGCUAAAUCCCUUCAUCUACGCGUUCAGAAACACGGCAGUGAAGGAAAUUUUGAAAAAGACUUUCAGUUGGAAAACAGAAAGCCAUGCCCAGAGGUUUUGUCCUGGACUGUUUCUUGAAGCAUAG
Molecule: messenger RNA, 975 nt
Organism: Phasianus colchicus (ring-necked pheasant)
Lineage: Eukaryota; Metazoa; Chordata; Aves; Galliformes; Phasianidae
Gene: OR6F1
Product: olfactory receptor family 6 subfamily F member 1
Biological process (GO): G protein-coupled receptor signaling pathway
Cellular component (GO): membrane
Molecular function (GO): olfactory receptor activity; G protein-coupled receptor activity
Source: RefSeq, a predicted model, not a curated record